AUGACCACCAUGGCCGCGGAACUCGACUCCCACUGGACCAUCAACAUGACCAACGCUGGUGCUGUAGCAUCUCGAGAGUAUCAAGAGAUUCAGGCGUCUACACCUAUACCUUUGGACAGAGACACCGUUGAUGUCAAGAAAGCAAUGGAAAAGUCACCUGGAGGGCCUGCCACCGGUUGGCAUCGGGCAGGCGACCUGGAGCGGAUCUGGAACUGGAACAGAGUAGUUCCCGCUUCAAUCGAGCGAUGCGUUCACGAAAUGAUUGAGGAGCGUGUCCGAGAGCAGGCAGAUGCCCCGGCCGUGUGCUCACUGAACGAGCGGUCUUUUGUUCCCGAGACGGUGGUCGGCGUCCCGUCUGGGCGAUGUUGCUACACCAUAGUGGCAUUCUUGGCCGUUCUCAAGGCCAGUUUAGCUUAUUUGCCAUUGGACGGGAAGCUACCCGUCGCCAGGGUUGAGAUGAUACAGUCCUCGGCGGCAGGGCAGAAACCCGUUCUGGUAGGGCAAGACGUUGGCGUGCCGGCGCUGAAAGACGUCGAACCCGUCCGAGUCAAGGACAUUCUUGACGAGAAUGCUGCCGCGGUCAAGGAGUGGACAUGCUCACAGUCGCCGUUGGAUGCAGCAGGACCAGGACCCAACAGCAACAGCCUUGCAACAUCCAAAGGGGGCAACUUCAGGGGCAGCCUACGGGCUGCGCCCGUCAUGGCCCACAUGUCCAGCAUCUCUCUUGACAUGUCCACCGCGGAGGUGUAUCCGACCAUCUUGAAUGGAGGCACUCUGGUCUGCAUCAGAACGUGCGAGUUGAUGGAGAGUGCCGUCGUGGUCGGGAUUUUCAAAAGGCACAAGAUCAACAGUCUAGUCCUAACACCGGCAUUGCUGCACCAGUUUCUAAGCCAUUACCCUGAGGUGUUUUCGGCCAUUCAGACCGUGUGGGUGGGCGGCGAUGUAGCUCGACCAGAGAACCUGCGGCGCUUGAGGCACGAGAUGAUGACGACGGCACACGGGCGAAUUUUCAACGACUACGGCCCAACUGAAAACACUUGUCUCAGCACCAGCUACGCCGUGCCCGAGGAUGAUGGCAUCUUUGCAAGUGGCGUUCCCAUCGGCCGUGCCGUUGACAACUCGGGAAAUGGCCUGGCCAGGGGCUAUCUUGAUCCACGGCAGGACACGGACGAGCUCAUCAAGGUCAGUACGGGUGGCGAUGACAAACUACGGGCUUAUAGAACGGGUGACCUUGUCCGUCGGCGUCCAGUAGAUGGACAGCUGGAGUACCUUGGCAGGUUGGACGGACAGGUGGAAGUACGAGGUCAUCGCGUCGAGUUGGGAGAAAUCGACGAGGCCUUGCGCGGGCAUCAUCUUGUGAAUGAGGCAGCGGCGGCCAUCCAAGGUGAUGUCGUUGUCGGGUUCGUUACCCUUCGGAACCACAGUGGAGAUGACGAAGAAGAGGAAUCGCGGCUCGUGAAGCUGUGGGAGGAUUCGUUUGACGCCGACAAGUAUGCAGAGGCUGAUGCCACCAAGCUCCGCAAGACCGGGCGAGACCUCCGCGGAUGGACAUCCAUGUACGACAGGCAGGAUAUUGACGAGGCCGAUGUGAAUGAAUGGCUCCAUGAUACUAUACAGCUGAUUCUCAACGGCAAACCCGCAAGCGGCCAGCGAGAUGCGCAGUCUAUGCGCGGUUGA
Molecule: messenger RNA, 1677 nt
Organism: Metarhizium album ARSEF 1941
Lineage: Eukaryota; Fungi; Ascomycota; Sordariomycetes; Hypocreales; Clavicipitaceae
Product: nonribosomal peptide synthetase 3
Exons: 4
Coding region: 1-1677 (558 amino acids)
Biological process (GO): amino acid activation for nonribosomal peptide biosynthetic process; secondary metabolite biosynthetic process
Cellular component (GO): cytoplasm
Molecular function (GO): phosphopantetheine binding
Source: RefSeq, a predicted model, not a curated record